AUGGCUGAUAUUGAUGAAUGUAAACCACCCAUUAGUAUAUAUUGUGGAGCAAAUGCUGCAUGUCAGAAUGUUGAUGGAGGUUUCCACUGUCGCUGUAAUCCUGGAUACCAACUCCUCUCUGGGGGUACUCAAUUCCAGAUUUCCAGUGAAAACACUUGUCAAAAAACCACUUCCUCAGCAACAACCAAAGGCAUGAAGGAUGUGAGCAUAAGCCCAGUCCUUGAACCCAGCCAGCUGCAACAUGUUGCUGAGAUAUUCGAGUCACUUCUCGCUAAUAACACUCUACCGGGAACGGGAGAGAAGAGCAAAGUCGCAUCUUGGGCCACAAAUGUUCUCCAGACCGUGGAAUCAAAUGCUCUAGAAACUGCCUUGAAAUCCCCGGAGCAAAAAAUCCAGAAAAUCCACAACAGUACUGUGGCUAUUGAAACUCGAGUUGUUACAGACAAUUGCUCUGAAGAAGGAAAGAUCUUCAGCUUGAACGCCCACAUGAACUCAGUGGACAUCCACUGCAAUGACAUUGUGCAGGAAAACAUACAAGGUCCCACGGCAAUUGCCUUUAUUUCUUAUUCUUCUCUUGGAACCCUCAUAAACGCAACAUUUUUUGAAGAGGCAAAUGAGAAAGACCGAGUUUACCUGAACUCCCAGGUAGUGAGUGCUGCUAUUGGACCCCAAAGGAACAUAUCUCUCUCCAAGUCUGUGAUUCUGAGUUUUCAGCAUGUGAAGAGGAAGCGCAAUAAAGGAAAGGCCUUCUGCGUGUACUGGAAGAGCACAGGGGGCCACGGCCAGUGGUCCAGGGACGGCUGUUUCCUGAUCCAAGUGAACAAAAGUCACACCAUAUGCAACUCCACCCACCUGUCCAGUUUUGCUGUCCUCAUGGCCUUAACCAGCCAGGAGGAGGAUUCCAUGCUGGUUGUGAUCACCUGUGUGGGGCUGAGCAUCUCUCUGCUGUGCCUCCUCCUGGCAGCCCUCACCUUCCUGCUGUGCAAAGCCAUCCAGAACACCAGCACCUCGAUCCACCUGCAGCUCUCAAUCUGCCUCUUCCUGGCCCAGUUGCUCUUCCUCACGGCCAUCAACCGGACCGAGAUCAAGGUGCUGUGUGCCAUCAUUGCGGGUGCCCUACACUAUCUCUACCUGGCGUCCUUCACCUGGAUGCUGCUGGAGGGUCUGAAUCUCUUCCUCACUGCACGCAACCUGACAGUGGUCAACUACUCCAGUGUGAGCAAGCUCAUGAAGAAGCUCAUGUUCCCCGUGGGCUAUGGAGUCCCAGCUAUAAUUGUGGCCAUUUCUGCUGUGAUCAAGUCUGACCUUUAUGGAACACCUGAUCGCUGCUGGCUCAACCUGGACCAGGGAUUCAUCUGGAGUUUCCUUGGCCCCGUCUGUGCCAUCAUCUUUGUGAAUUUAGUUCUUUUUCUCCUGGUCCUUUGGAUUUUGAAAAGGAAACUUUCCUCUCUCAACAGUGAAGUGUCAACCAUCCAGAAUAUAAGGAUGCUGACAUUCAAAAUGACAUCUCAGCUCUUCAUCCUGGGCUGCACAUGGUUCCUGGGCAUCCUGCAGGUGGGUCCAGCUGCCCAUGUCAUGGCUUACCUCUUCACCAUCAUCAACAGCUUGCAGGGCUUCUUCAUCUUCUUGGUGUAUUGCCUCCUCAGCCAGCAGGUCCGAAACUGGUUUGGAGAGAUCACGAAAUCUAAAUCUGAGUCUGAGACUUUUACGCUUUCCACCAAGUUUGGCGCUGACUCAAAACCCAGUGAAAGCAAAUGAAGAGAAAAUAUUCAAACUAGAACAUUCAACUCCACGUGGAAAGUCACACCCAUGGAUCUGGUUGGCAUGGUGAACAACAAAGCUGAGGACAAGGGAAAUCAUUAUAGAUGUCAUCCUUGGAGAAGAAAGGUUUAGCCUUUACUCCCUGAAAUGUUUGUUCUGCAUAUUGGGCUCUCAAUAAAUGUGUGUUUCAUUGGAUUUCUCUUCAC
Messenger RNA from Leptonychotes weddellii (Weddell seal), 1967 nucleotides. The record is from RefSeq and is a predicted model, not a curated record. Lineage: Eukaryota; Metazoa; Chordata; Mammalia; Carnivora; Phocidae.